GUCAAAGAAAUGCUCUGUCUGCGUGCUGCCUAUUCAAGCUCCAGAUUCACAUUUUAGGGUGAUUACCGAACUAUGAGAUAGAUUUAUUGUGAGAGCGUGACGCCAAUGAAAAUUCGUAAACUUCAGGUUGACUCCUUUCUGGUUUGGAUAUUGAAAACAAAUAUUUCAGUUCUCUGAAGUCACCCAAACACCACUGCAGCUACUGAAAUCAGGUCUUAAGACAUUCAGGCAUGCAUGAUUACACACUCGCUGCAAGGAAGCAACAAGUGCAAGUGUGACCAACGGAUCAGAUAUUUUCUAUCUAUCAGCAUAGAGAAGGUAGAACCAGACAGGAUGGCCGACCGCUACCAAAACAACAUAUACCACCAAAGCGACGGCGACAGCUAUGGGACUUAUGGAGAAGGUGAUGGAGGUGGUCACGAUGGAUAUGGCUACCAGGCCGAAUAUCCCCCCCAAGAAGAGGACGCUGCCAGUGAUGUGACUGAAGGUCAUGAUGAAGAAGACCAAAUGUAUGAAGGAGAAUAUCAAGGGAUACCACAUCCUGAUGAGGUGAAGGCCGCACAGAGGGCUGCAAGGGCAAAAUCUCGAGCUGGCGGUGCACUCACCGAACUGCAGGAGUUAUCGGAACAGUAUGAGGAUAUCAUGGAAGACUGUGGCCAUGGAAAGUUCCAGUGGACGCUCUUCAUGGUGCUGGGCCUGGCUCUCAUGGCUGAUGGGGUGGAAUGUUUUGUAGUUGCCUUUGUUCUGCCAUCUGCCGAAAAGGACCUGUGCCUGUCCAAUGCAGAGAAGGGGAUGUUGGGUCUGAUUGUCUUCCUGAGUAUGAUGGUGGGAGCAUUCAUAUGGGGUGGUCUCGCAGACAAAGUUGGCCGUCGACGCUGUUUGGUUGUGGCCUUAGCUAUAAACUGUGUCUUCGUCUUCCUAUCUUCUUUCGCCCAGAGCUAUGGCUUCUUCCUCUUCUUCAGGCUGCUGUCAGGCAUCGGUAUCGGUGGCACAGUGCCGAUUGUCUACUCGUACUUCUCUGAGUUCCUCCAGAUGGACAAGCGAGGAGAGCAUCUUUCCUGGUUGUGUAUGUUUUGGAUGAUUGGUGCGAUUUUUGCCUCUUUUACUGCCUGGGGAAUCAUCCCCAGAUAUGGUUGGGGGUUCAGUAUGGGCACAGACUUCCAGUUCCACAGUUGGAGGUUAUUUGUUCUGGUUGCAGCUCUUCCUGCCAUCGCCUCUCUCAUCGGACUAACAUUCAUGCCUGAGAGUCCUCGCUUCUUGCUUGAGAAUGCCAAGCACGAUGAAGCAUGGAUGAUUCUGAAGCAGGUCCACGACACCAACUGGAGAGCCAAAGGACAGCCGGAAAAAGUCUUCACCGUGACUCACAUCAAGGCUCCAAAGACAGCAGAGGAUGAGUUAAUUGAGAUUCAAAGUGCUACAGGAACAGCUGUGCAACGCUGGGCUGUCCGCUCACUUACGCUAUGUAAACUGGUAUUUAAGAACGUAGCAUCUCUCUUUUCUGCUGAGCUGAGGUUUGCUACUCUCUUUAUGGCCAUCAUCUGGUUCUGCAUGGCUUUCAGCUACUAUGGCCUAUCUGUGUGGUUCCCAGACAUGAUCAAGCACCUUCAAUAUGAGGAGUAUGAAUCCAGAGUCAAGGUAUUCCAUAAAGAAAAAGUGGAGAACUUCCAUUUCAACUUUUCUUUAGAGAACCAGGUCCAUAAAGAAGGCGAAUACAUCCAUGACAAGUUCAUCAAAAUAGAACUGAAGUCUGUGAAGUUUGAGGACUCAUUGUUUGAAGACUGUCUCUUUGAGGACAUCAAGUCCACUGACACGAUGUUUGAGAACUGCACCAUACGCAACACUGUCUUCACUAAUACAGAUCUGAAGGAGAAGUUCAUUGACUGUAAAAUGGAAAACAACACCUUUGAGGACGACAAACUUGGCUGUCACCUAGAUACUGGUGAAGAGAAUGAUGUCCUCAUAUAUCUGGUCAGUUUCCUUGGCAGUCUGGCUGUGUUGCCUGGCAACAUCAUCUCCGCCCUCUUCAUGGAGAAGAUCGGCAGAGUCAAGAUUAUAGGUGGCUCAAUGCUGAUCUCAGCAGGCUGUACCUUUUUCCUGUUUCUGAGCUUCAGCCAAUCUGCGAUCAUCGCUCUACAGUGUCUCUUCUGUGGCGUCAGUGUGGCUGCAUGGAAUGGCAUUGAGGUGGUGACAGUAGAGCUCUACCCUGCUUCUAAAAGGGCAACAGCCUUCGGUGUCCUGAAUGCUCUCUGUAAGCUGGCAGCGGUUCUUGGCAGCUCUAUCUUCGCCAGUUUUGUGGGCAUCACCAAAGCCAUCCCCAUCCUGCUAUCAUUUGUUGCGCUGGUAUGCGGCGGCAUGGUUGCCCUCAAAUUGCCGGACACCCGAGAGAAAAUUCUCCAAUGAGGUGACUUGAGGUCCAGUAUUGAGAGUGUUUAAGACAUACUGUAAUUGCUUGAUGUUGAAGUCUUGGCAGCACCAAUUGACUUUUACUGCACUUUUCUUUCCAAGGCAAGGACGGUAACAACUUCAAAUACAAAAUGCCAUGUUGUACUGAUUAUUUUUUAUUUUGACAAUGCGCGUUUUGAGGGCUAGAUCAGACAAAGUGAGAUGAGAUAGAUUUAGUUUGUUUCAGUUAUCAGGGAUGAUCUUAAAAUAAUGUGUGAAAAGAAUAUGCAUACACUAACUUAAAUUAUGUGCACACUCAAUAUGACACAAAUCACAAUGUAAUUGAUCAUCAUUCCCCAUGCUCUGUGUUGAAUAUAUAAUGUGAAAUGACAUCACAAACUGACAACAUCAGUUUUUAAUUGUCUCACUGGCAGCAAAGUCCAUUUUUAAAUGUGUUGCAAAAAUGAUCCUACAAUUGUGAUUUGAUACCCAGCUCGUCCUAAUGCUAUUCAUUGUGUCCUUGUUAAAUGUUUACACUUGUCAGUACUCUUAACUGGAGUGACUGGAACAUAAGGCAGGAUAAACUGUGAUAAUUAAAUCAAUAAUAAUCCACAUUUUUAAAAUGUACUCAAAUCCAUGGCUAAAUUGCACCGAUGCUUUUGUCCCGAGACUUGACAAACAUGAGGUUUUAUAAGUGUAGUCAGUUAUGUACUAUUACCAUUCAUAGCUGCUUUACAUUGAAGAUGUUUAUUUUAGUACUGACACUAUUAGAGAGAUGUUUUAUGUGUUACAUAUUCACCCGUGCGUUUUCUGUUUCUCGGUUAAUUUAUAGAGACAAGUUUGCACCUAUGCAAACUUGAAAACGAAUUGAUCAGGCGCGUGAACCACUACAUUGUCAAUGACUCCUUACUUAAUGUGUGUAUUUUCGUGGCUGCAGCAAAUAAACACAUUCAUCUCAUGAAAAGUACUUAUUUGCACUCAAGAUAUUUGAAUCUCUAAUAGUGUCAGUCGAAAAAUAACUCACCUUUGUAAAGGCACAUCAUUUAAUACAAUUUGGGAAAUGACAAACGCGCAGGCGUGUCUAAUAGAUUUAAAGUGUCCAGUGAAUUCUGUUUACAGGCACAUUUAUUAUUGCAUUCCAAGCCGCUCCUGCAACUGAUGAGCACAUCAACACUGACAAUGCACAUACCAACAUAUACGGAUGACAUUACAUGUGUGGGUGAUGGAGCUAAAUGUUUUAUUUUUCUUGUAAAAUUUGAUGUUGACAUGUAUUUAUUGCAAGCGGUUCCGUGGCGCAAUUGGUUGUGUAAGUAACUAACUGCAUGUUUGUCUGAUGUUUUCUCUUGUUUGUAUGUUUGUCAACGUGUGCACCACAAAAAAUUUCCUCAAAUGGUCUGUGCUUCCUCUAAAGCAGGGAUUGUCAACGGGUGGUCCGCGGCAGUCUAGUGGGCGAAAUUGGAAAUGAAAAUUAAUUGUAAGAUUUUUAAAAAUAAAAUGUAUCUAUUAUUUACACUUAAUUUAUUUUCCAGUUAAUUUUGUGAAUCAUUUACCUAUACAAAUGUCAAAUGUAGCUGAGAUUCCCAAAUUUGACAUACAGAUGCAAAUAAAUAGCCUGUGUAGGUCUAUCCAAAAUUCCCAAAAAUUCCACUGCAAAAACAGUGGUCCCCGAGUUGCAUCUUGGUUGUAAUGCUCUAAAAAACCCUGCUCUAAAGUCCGAAUAGUUCAUUUCUCUGCAUAUGACUCGCAUCCAAAGAGGGAAAAAAAGCUGGUUUCGAAAUUUUAUUCUACAUCCUCGGUUAGCUCUGGUUUUGGUUGCUCUGUUGUCUAAUGACAAGUGUUGUCUUGCACCAGCACAUUUACUAGCUUUAGUUAAACUUACGUACAUGAGCUGUAACCAA
Molecule: messenger RNA, 4280 nt
Organism: Syngnathus acus (greater pipefish)
Lineage: Eukaryota; Metazoa; Chordata; Actinopteri; Syngnathiformes; Syngnathidae
Product: synaptic vesicle glycoprotein 2B-like
Exons: 18
Coding region: 235-2400 (721 amino acids)
Biological process (GO): transmembrane transport; chemical synaptic transmission
Cellular component (GO): membrane
Molecular function (GO): transmembrane transporter activity
Source: RefSeq, a predicted model, not a curated record